This is a messenger RNA of Leptomonas pyrrhocoris, 3465 nucleotides long. RefSeq lists its product as hypothetical. Gene Ontology annotation, biological process: microtubule-based movement. NCBI's taxonomy places the organism in Eukaryota, Euglenozoa, Kinetoplastea, Trypanosomatida, Trypanosomatidae. Gene Ontology annotation, molecular function: ATP binding; ATP hydrolysis activity; microtubule binding. The record is from RefSeq and is a predicted model, not a curated record. The transcript has a single exon. Gene Ontology annotation, cellular component: microtubule; kinesin complex. Bases 1 to 3465 code for a protein of 1154 amino acids.
AUGUACGCGAGGGGUAUUUGCACCCCGCCGGAGCACAUUUGCGUCUACGCGCGUGUGCGGCCGUGCGCAGCCGCGGGCGACGUUGCGUGCGUCCGCGUGGACGCCGCGGAGCACACUCUUCACUGCGGCGCCGGCGGGCCCUCGUCCAUAUCGUGCGUGAGCUCCUCGGUGAGUGGCUCCUCGCUUCCCAGUCCGCAGUCGCCAAGGCGUGCCCGUAAAGGAGGCGCCGCGGCGGCGGCAGCGUUGGAAGAACCGCCCCGUCCUCCCCACCCACCCAUGCCGCGACGGCCCUUUCAACAGCCUCAGAGUUUUGCGCUGGACGGAGUUGUGUCGGACCUGCACGAUGCAGACACCGCCGCCUUUCUCGCAGCGACGGCGCAGGCUUGUGCGGCGGAUUACCUGUUGGAGGGGAGAGAUGUCACGGUGCUGUGCUGCGGGGAGCAGGGAUCGGGCAAGACGUCGACGGCGUUCGGCGACGGAGAUGAGCCGGGGCUGUGCGCGCGUGUGUUUCUCGCGCUGUUUGCUGCCAUGUCGACCUCCUCCUCCUCAGCAGCAGCAGCAGUGGGCGUGCCGUGGGGGCGGCCUGACGCCUCAGACAGUGCACCAGCAACACCCGCAGCACCCACAGAGGCAGCAGUGAUGGCAUCCAUGCGGCACGAGGUGACGCUGUCCUGCCUGCUGCUGCAAGGCGAGUGCGUGGUGGAUUUGCUCGCCGAGGUCGGUGCCGGCGAUGUCGAUCUGGUCAACGCCUUCGUGGCCGCGGCGCGGCCCACAUCUUCUUCUCUUCCAUCCCCGUCCUCUCCCCCCUCUCCAGCGUUCUCCACAGCGCCAGGGGGGUCCGCAACGAGUAGUAGUACAGCCGGUGCUGCCGCUGCGUCGUCAACGCCGUUUAUUGCGAUGGACAGGCACGGCGAGGUGGUGAUCCGGGGGGUGGCGCAGCGAUCGUGUGGCAGUGCGAAUGAGGCCAUCACCCUCGUGCAUCGCUGCCGUCGUGCUCAGGCGUCGCGCGCAAACUCGUUUGGCCAUGUGAUCGUGAUGGUCGACGUUCUCGCGGAGGAGGUGGAUGUGACGGAGGAGGGGAACGAGGUGGCAGCGGUACGACACGCGCAUUUGCAUCUUGUCGACCUCGCUAGCGUGCACACCACCUCCACAAAUACGUCAGCUACUACUACUGUUGCUGUCGGUAGUAACGGAAGUAGUUCUCUGAGUGGCGUGACAGCGCCGGGAGGGCGCUGCCGUGCGGAGGAAGCCGCCGUUCGUCCGUCUCUGAUCGCGCUGCGGGCGGUGAUCGUAGGGCUCGUCGACGCAGCAGCGCGGGAGGGCCGCCGCCAAGUCGGUCGCGAUACCCAACCCUUGACCAAAUCCGCAGCCGUUUCUUCUUCUGCUGGCUAUUUCUCCUCCGCGUCCUUCCUGCAGUACCGACAGUGUAAGCUGACGGUGCUGUUGAAGGGUUAUCUUGGCGGUGCCUGCCACACCGUCGUCAUCGCCCACGUUCGGUCCGAGCACGCACACCUGUCGGAGUCUCUUACGACGCUUCGGCUGGCGCGGCAGCUCUUGUGCGUGCCGGAGCAGUCCAACGCACACCGCACCCCCGACUCGGCCGCCCAGGUGCGUCAGCUGCAGCGACAGGUCGCCACCCUGCAAAGCGAUGUGCGCAUGCAGGUGGAGUUGAACCGGCGAAACGCGCUGCUCGCGGCAGAGGCGUUACGCCGCACGGCGGAGGAGAAGGCGAGGGCGGGUACCGCUUCGACAGCCGCCCACGCUUCGCGCACGAAAGCCGGUGCUGCUCCGUCUGCGUCGUCGUCUUCUCGAAUGAAGUGCGACCGUUAUGACGGCCCUGUGGACGCAGCAGCGACGGAGGCGCCAUCACCGCCUUCGCCCCCUUCCCCCUUUCCCUGGCCCAUGUCUCCGGCCAGUGCGUCCCUGCACGUGUCCGUCGUAGACUUCAUCGCCGGCCGGCUGCCAAUGCUACCCGUCACGACAAUUGAGGAGAUGAACACCUGCUUUGAGCUGCUGCGCCGUCAGGUGGUGGAGCGUGAUAUGCGGCUGUGCGCUGCCAUGGCCGACCUGCGCGCUGCACGAGCCGGCACGGUGGCGGCUGCCUUCUGGAAUGGGACGGCUGCCGGAACGUCGCGCCGGUCGAGUUCCCGCUCCUCGCAUCUCUCGUCCCUCGCCAAAGGCGCCUUCUCGGCUUCUCCGGCGCAGGAGCGGCAGCGUACAAGUCAGGUGCGACACGGCACGGAGAAUGCGCUGACGGACGCCACCCUGGAAAGGCAUCGAUCACCGUCGCAGAAGUCGGGCGCGAACUCCCACGCAUCAUCUGCGAGUUCGCCUGUCAACGCCGGUGUUACUACUUCUGCUGGUGCUGGUGGGCGUCUCGAUCAAACAGGAUUGCUCGAGGAGCUCAGCCCUACGUGGGUGACGGCGGACUGCGGCGUCGGCUACGGCAGUGCGCCUGCCCCAUCUCAAGAGACCACCACAGCCACAGCAGCAGCGGCAGCGGCAGCGCCGAGAGCAUCCCCCGCACGGGCUGCGCCGGCGGGCCGGCAGGCUUCUGCGUGGCCGGCGUCGCCCAACACAACCGCCGUCUCGUGGAUGCUGAGCACGUUGGAGGAAGCGACAGAGACGGAGGAGGCCGCCGUGUCCUCCACUGCAGAGACGCGAGAAGGCACCAACCCAGCCGCCGGGCGUGUGGGCAGUGCCGCGGAGCAGGGCGGGGCGCCCUCGACGGGUGUGCCCGCGACGACAAGCACCCCGUUGAGUUUGCGGUCGCCCCUCCCUUCUGGGGAGAGGGUGCGCCGCACGCAGCACGCCGAUGCACGGCGGGCUUACCUCACGUCGCUAUCACCCGCGCCGACACCACCGCAACACCCACAAGAGCAACCCGACGCUGGGUCAGCUGCAGCUGCUGCUGCUGCUGGAUGGUCGCUUCCUCUCUCCACACCCGCACCACCGAAGAGUGCGGAGGCGAUCGCCUUCGACGGAUACGUCACCGACACAGCGGAGGGCCGUCAACUGGCGCACUUUGUGCGGCAGGACGAGGCAGCCGUGGCGGCACUGCGGCAGCGUCUGACCACGGCGGUGGCCCCUGAUAAGGUGACCGCGGCGAAGGACGCCUACGAGGCCGCGGCGGCACAGCUCACACGGCGUCGUCGGACCCUCCUGAACAGCUUUGAGGCGUGGUACUCGUUGCAGCGAACACCUGAGCGACCCGCCAUCACGUCGACGACGUCCAAGCACGGCGCCCCCCCACUCAACGGGAUGAUGGGGAACGAGGCCAGAGGCGGAAGCGGCGAUGCGGCGGCGCUGCGUUGGUUUUCCGCCGGCGGGGCAGCUACAUAUCACAUCCCGCGACUUCGAUUGCGUCCUUCUUCUUCCAUGCCCACGGCGACGGCACACACCGCCCCCGCCUCCACGUCUUCGCCCUUUCCAGCGACAGUCGACGCAUUGAUCCACCGACCGUAG